Molecule: messenger RNA, 10947 nt
Organism: Stegastes partitus (bicolor damselfish)
Lineage: Eukaryota; Metazoa; Chordata; Actinopteri; Pomacentridae
Gene: bahcc1a
Product: BAH domain and coiled-coil containing 1a
Exons: 30
Coding region: 372-9206 (2944 amino acids)
Molecular function (GO): chromatin binding
Source: RefSeq, a predicted model, not a curated record
AGCCGCAAUCCAGCCAGGCCGGCAGCCCCAGUCCCACUGCUUCCAUAGACUGAACCAGCAGGCUUCUGCACAGCCUCAGAUGGAAAUACUGUAGGAUUUCACUCUAGCCACAUGGUUUAUCUCAGAUUUUGAUUUUAAAUGGGCGUCGCACUUGGCCUUGCACCUUCCCUCCCCGAGUUUUGUGAUUUUAUAAUUUAUUGUUAUGCAAGGAUUUAACAUACCAAAAAGAUGAUCGGGGGCUACGUUUUUGGCUGGAGAAGCCUGCGAUCGACUGAAUGCAACACAUAAAUACGAAAGGGAAGGAUUAUUAUAUGGGUUUGAUUUUUCUGACCUGCCCUAUCCGGAUUUCGGAUUACUAAACAUUCUUCGGAAUGGAAGGACGGGAUUUCGCUGCUCCGGCGCACCUCCUUUCAGAGCGGGGCGCCCUGGUGCACCGAGCCGCCUCUCGGAUCGCUCCCUCGGGCCACAGCUCUGUGCAGCACGCCGGUCACUUCCCGCCGGGGAAAUACUACCCCUCACACAUACCGAUGGCUCCCCACUCAGGCAGUGGAUUGAUGGGCAAUUCUUCCACCUCCUUCAUGGGGACCUUUCUGGCCAGUAGUCUGGGUUCCCCCCCUUCCCACCCGUCUCACCCCUCCCGGCCGCCCUCCUCGCCCUCUUCACCCUCCUUCCGAGGCGGACCCCACUCCAGCGCCUCACAAAUCUGGUUUCCCCAUUCACAUGAAGCAGGUCCAGGGUAUCCUCGAUUCUCAGGGAGUCUGGCCCACACUUUCCUUCCAAUGAGCCACUUGGAUCACCAUGCCAACAGUGGAGUUCUCUAUGGGCAGCACCGUUUCUAUGACACGCAGAAAGAGAACUUCUACCUUCGGGGUCUCCCAUCCCAGCCACCUCUCAUCUCAGCCAAUCACAGUCUGCCACCAAUGUCCAGAGCAGGUUCAGGACACUCUCAGGGGUCCUGCAGCAGAGACAGAGAUCCAGGGAUUGGGGCAGGCAUACAUAAGGGUCUUAAAGAGGGGUCUGUGGAGAGAGGAGUGGUACUUGUCAAGGACAAGGAGAGGUCCAGUAGCAAACAGGAGGCUAAGGAGAGACACCAACAGCAGCAGCACCACAGCCACCAGCCACCCCAGCCCACUCAUCACCACCACUCCCACACCCAUCAGCAUCACCCACACUAUCCACAGCACCCCCUGCCCCUGGAGGAGGUUAACAGUCGGGCCCUGGAGAGGCACAAGGCAUCACUCACAAUGGAGUAUAGCAAGGAACACCCUCAGAGUAUGGGCAAGCCCCUUAGUGCCUGCUUGCACAAUGGCAAGAUGCAAAAUGGAGACACGGGGAAUGGAGCAGGGGCUAAGGUCUCCAUGUCCAGCUGUGGUGGGGAGGGCACAACUCUUCGGGCUAUGGGGGGUGGGGGGAGCAGCCAGGGCCGACAUAUGGGGUCUAGUGGCAGUAGUCGCUGCACCAAAGAGGGGGUAAGUGGGGAAAUGAGGAUCAGUGAGCAACCUUCAGACUGUCUGGAAAGGGGUCAGGCGCCACUUCACCACUCUCUGCCCUACUCUGUACCCCCACCCUUACACAUGGGUUCUGCUGCUGGAGGGACACAUCCCCAUCCACAUCCACAUGCUCACCCCCACACACAUCCUCAUCCAGGGGGCUUCCACUGCCUUCAGCUCCACCCCAGCCACCCACACCACCCACAUCAUUCCCACCAUACACACCACCAUCCGGACUUUUUCUGCCCACCGCCACCUGCUCCCCUAGCCAACCCUGCCUCACAUGAGAGAGGUCCAGUCAAUGUGGGACGAGAACCUAAAGUCACGGGGCCGACAUUUGUGCCAUCUGUGGCCGACUUAGGGGACAAGUCUGGUGGGCCAUUCCAGCUUGGUAACCCUGACUGCCAGGGUGUGGGUAGUGGAGGAGGAGGAGGCAAUGCCAAGGACAAGACAAUAGAAAAGAACAGUGGUGGUGGGCACCAUAGUAGUUGGCAUAGAAAACAGCCACAGCAACAACAACAGCAGCAGCAGCAACAGCAACAACAACAACAGCAACAGCAGCACCCAUACAGAAAAACAGAGAAGGCUCCAGACUGGAUGCAGUCACACCACCAACACCUUCAACCAUCACAACUUCCUCCACCUCCCCAACAACAGCAGCCUCCACAUUCUCAACAGCAGCACCAGGUUGUGCGAUCACGGAGUGCUGAGUGCAUCAACAGUGGUGUUGACAUGGAUGUGUUUAGACCCUCGCUGCCCCAGGGACCCAAAGCGGGGCACUCUGUCCCUCAUUCUGUAAACACUUCACCUUACAGAGACUGUUCUCAUCCAGGACCUCCACCUAACUCCUCCCCACUUGGAAAUAAAAACUUGGGCCAACACAGUGGGACUGGAGCAGCCCACGGUCCUGGAGGCAGCUGCUCCUUACAGAGAGAUGGCCAAAAGGUAGCCAGGAUUCGCCACCAGCAGCACGGCCGACCUGGUCCAGAUGCUCCCUCUCCAGCUGAGCUGAACCAGGGGAAUAGUCAAGAGCUUAAAAGAAAGAUGGACAUGUCUCCGUACGGUUACAGCAACAGCAGUGGGCAGCACCACCACCAGCAGCCCACAGUGCCACCAUGGGCUAUGAGGCCUCCCCAUCACAUGUCACAACCUGAGGAAGAGCAGAGGAAGUCCUACAUGGAGUUAGGAAGCACUGGUGGGCAACAUUCGCAGCAGCCACCACAGCAGCAGCAGCAGCAGCAGCAGCAGCAGCAGCAGCAACAGCAGCCGCAGCAACAACAGCAGCAGCAGCAGCAGCAAGGAAUGAGCUUGCCUCCUCCACAGCCCCCCACUGCACCUCCACUUGGUCAGCAGCAGCCACAGCAGCAACCUGAUCCCCAGGGUCAAACACAGGGUGAGAGCAGUGCCAUGAAAAGCUUACUAAAGUACAGCAACCAGCAACAGCCACUGCUUCUCUCCCAGAAGAGCCCCUUUGGAGGGCUGGGAAGUCUCAAAUCAGGUCCGCCUGGGGGGAGUUGUGCCCUGCAGGGCAACAAACAAAGUCUACCAUCCAGAAAGGGCCCAGCCAACGAUGGUGAGCGCCCUGAUUACAGUGGGCGGAGCCGGGACAUGGGGGACACAGGUCAUGGGGAAAUUGAGGUGCGGCAGCCGCCAGUGGGAAUUGCAGUGGCAGUGGCCAGACAAAGGGAGCCACCUUGUCGUUCAGCAGACAGUCAUCCUAACAGCCGGCAGGGUCGAGUACAUCCCUCUGUGAAAGGGCCACCUCGCUCCAUGUACCCCUCAGAUCCCACCACUGAGGAGGAGAGAAAGAGGAUGAGUGAGGAACAGAUAGGUCUCACUUGCUUGGACAGAGACAGAGAUGCAUAUAUCAGGGAUAACAAGGAGAGGGUGGAGUUUGCAAGGAUUCACCCCUCUAACAGCUGUCACGGAGACCUCACCUCUCAUCUCAUGGUGCCAGGUGGGACUUCCCUCCAGUCUGGCCAGCUAGGAGAUCCUGCUGCACAUUCUGCUCAUCAUCACUGGAUGCCAAGAACUGGAAGCCCAUCCCUCUGGAUGACAGGGCAUUCUUAUGCAGGUAUAGGUCAUACAACCCUACACCAGAAUCUGCCCCCGGGUUUCUCUGCUGCCAUGCCAGGCCCUCUGCAGCCAGUCCUCCCUCUGCCUCAGGACCCCUCUGCUCAGCUAGUGGUCCUGCCCUCCGAGCCUCCCACUCAUCCUGCAACCCAUCACCUGGAUGUGAUGGAGCAGCCAGGACUGUGGCCCCCUGUGUACGGUGCCCGGGGCCCACCCUCCCACAUGCAACAUCCUGCUGUGUACUCCAGAUCUCAGUUUCUACGGCAACAGGAGCUGUACGCUCUCCAGCAGCAUCAACAGCUUCAACAUCAGCACCAGAGUCACCAGUCGCAGCAGCCACAACUGCAGUCUCAACCGCAACAGCAACAGCAACAGCAGCAGCACCGAGCUGCACAUAGCAUGAACAUGCAACACCAAGGAGCUCACAACACACAGAUGCAAAAGAGAUCAGAUGAGCCCUCGGUGGAACUAGAAGAACUCAUUUCAGAACCCCGAACAUCUAAACCUGCCAAGGCUUACUCUUACAACCCACCACAGAGGAGCACAUCACCCCCGGGUGCUUGUGUUUCUCACUUGUCCCCUUGCUGCCAGUCCCCCUCACUGCGACAACAUGCCAAAAGCACUCCGUCAACACCUUGCCCUGCUCCAAGCCCCGUUGCAGCAGCCCCUCACUCACCUGCCAUCAGCCCUGCCCCACCUCAAAUGCUCAAGAGGGCUGAAUCCCAGGACAAGAGAGGAGAAGGGCAGCCCCCACAGGAUUACCCAGAGUCUCUGGAGCCUGACUUGCCUCCUGGAUACACCUACCCUGCUAUUGCCAUGGGCUACAGGAGUGGACCCUCCCCUCAGGAUGUUCGACUGGCAGAGCCGGCCGACCUGGAAGCGAUCCAAGUGGAGCCUGCUGAGCAUGCUCCCCAGCCCCUCGCCAGCCUAGGGGAGGAGCUAGACUGCCAAGUGGUGGUCAGGCCCCUCUCAGAGCCACUCCCACUCAAGGAGCAAGAAGAAGAGAAGAGCGUGGUUGAGAGAGUUCUAGAACAGAGGGAGGAGGCGGAGGUAGUGGCAGUGACAGCAGCCAACUAUGUGCCUGGAGAGGAGGAGGCAGAGGAGCAGGGGCCUGCUGAGGAAGAGGUGCUGGUUUGCCCCCCUGCUGAGAGCCCAGUUUGCGAGGCUGCUUCCUGUCCAGUCCCCCUUUCAACAGAGGAGCCUGACAGGCCAGAAGCUGUCAUUACCUUGGAGGAGGAAGAGGAGGAGGAGGUAAUGGGCGAGGAGAGUCAGGUGGAGAAUUCUCAAAAGGUCAGCUUGCACGGAGAGCAGGAGCCAGAGCUGCCUGCCAUCAUCGAGCUUGACCCUGCUUCCCCUGUAGCCCCCGAGUUGAAGUCCCUGUCCCCCGAGAAGGCAAAGGACAGCGAGCUGCAGCAUGAGAACAAGAUGGCUCCUGAUGACAUCUCAGUGGAUUUUGUGUGUCUUUCCCCUGCUUCAGCUUCUGCCCCAAGCCCAAGUCAACCAACUGUUGCUGCGCCCCACAAACCUCUUGUGCCCUGCUACUGGAGUCUGGAGCUGCUGAUUGCAGCUGCUUUCUGCACAGACGUACCGCCAUUUCCCUUGUUCCCUUUUAAUGCCCCAUCAGUUGCCCCAUCGCAGUAUAGCCCCCACCAGGGCAUGGAGCUUCUGAGUGAGCUGGCUGACCUGGAGCUACAACAGCAGAAGCGCACCUGUGGGAAAAGCCAGGAUGAGGAGUUGCUCAUGUUUGACCUCCAAAGUCUUGCUACCUUGGCCACAGCCCGUGCACUGGAGUUGGGCUCCCAGGAAGGCACCAGUAUGGGCUCAGGGCGACACUUCCCAGCCCGCAGGAUCCUCAAUUUACGGAGGAAAUGCAGCUGGACACCUCGAAAUGAACCAGUGUGCCCAGCUAAAGUUAGCAUGGAAACAAUGGAUGGUCCUGAGCUUGCAAUGCGUGUGAAGCUGGCUGACAUACAGCGUCGUUACAAAGAGAAGCAGAAGGAGCUGGCCAAACUCCAGAGGAAGCAUGACCAUCAGAAGGAGGAAACACCUCGCAGCCCAGCACGGCGAGGGCCGGGGCGGCCGAGGAAGCGGAAACCCACCCUCACCACAGGCCCAGUGUCCUCAACUGAGGGCCAGAGAAAAGUCAAGUCGAUUGGGGCGGGGCUUGGCUUGUCGCCUGAGGACCUAGGAGGGGGCGGAGACAGUCACAGAAGGAAGAAGAGGCUGUCCAGUCGAGGCUUUGAGCGACUCAGCAGCACACAGCAGAUAAAAGCACAGGGCUGUAGAAAGAGUAGUCUUCACAGCGUGCUCAGCUCCAAGUUGGCUGGUGAUGUGGCUCAGCUCAAACAGAAGGGCCAGGUUAAAAAGAAUCUCUCGGGGACAGGCUCCAGAGACAAGGAAGUUUCACCCUGCAACUCCAACACCAAGCAUGGACACAGAAGCCAGGGCGCAAGCAAAGCCGAGUCCAGGCAAGAGUCUGGAGGACAGAGCGACACAGCAGCCAGUGUGGACAGUGUCCCUCAAGAGAGCUGGAUUGGACUGGUGCGCCGUGGACGUAAAAAGGGAUCAACUGCCUUGACGCAGGGUUCUUCCCAUCUGAGUCAGCCGAGGGCGAAGGUUCUCCGCAGGCAGAGGCAAGAAGCAGUGGAGGAGGAGGAGAGCUCACCUGCAGAGAGCGACUCCUCUGAUCAAGAAGAUGAAGAAGAGGAAGGCAGUUAUGAUACUGAUGAAGGUCAAGAUUACAGAGUCCAACCCCCCAGAGACGUCACUUCUAGCUCUUCCGUGGCAGGUCCGAGUCCCUCAUCUGUUGUAAAACUGGAGGCCAAUCAGAAAGCCAGGAACAAAAAACAGAGACAGGAGCUUUAUGGCUCCCAGAGUCUGUCUGGAGCAGAGGGGGAGGUCAAAGUGAGGAAGAAGCCUACCUGUAGGCUGGGCAUGGCUGCUGCAGUCAAAAACCACCAAGACCACCAAGUUCAACGACCUGAAGGUGUCAGAAGAACAUGUGGACCCAGGUCUAAGGAGCCUCGGUGGGGCAACCUCGGGACCAGGGGCAACCGCUAUCGGAGGAGCAUGGGGCUGGCCACCUUUCCAACUACCAAUGAGAGGCUGAAGAGGGCGACCCGUAAGAGCACCAUCCUGAGAGGAGCAAUCAGUAAAAGGAGAAGCUGCUGGUCAGUCGGAGCUCAAUCUCUGCAGUGUGAGGAGGGAGGCCGAGGACGAAGGAGCAAGGGCCAACAGCCAAAGGGACGAGCAGUGAGUCGUCUGCUGGAGAGUUUUGCGGCUGAUGAGGGCUUUCAGAUGGAUGGCAGCAGCUUCUCAGAGGAAGAGGAGGACAGCAGGCAUGCAUACAACAGCAAAAGCCCUGAAGCUCCUAACUGUGUCCUGACCAAAGAACUCUUAACUGAUGGACUGAAGGUGCUGAUCUCCAAGGAGGAUGAGCUUCUAUAUGCUGCCAGGGUCCACACUCUGGAGCUUCCAGAUAUCUUCAGCAUUGUUAUUGACGGUGAAAGAGGAAACCGCCCAAGAAUCUAUUCAUUGGAGCAACUGCUACAGGAAGCUGUCCUGGAUGUACGUCCGGAGUCAGAGACUAUGCUCAGCGAAGGAACGAGGGUGUGUGCUUACUGGAGUGAACGCUCACGCUGCUUAUAUCCAGGCUACGUUCGGAGAGGUGGUUCAUCUGAUGAGGGGAAGCAGGGAGGAGUGAUGGUAGAGUUUGAUGACGGAGAUCGAGGAAAGAUUUCUCUCCCAAACAUCCGCCUCCUGCCUCCAGGAUACCAGAUUUACUGUGGGGAGUCCUCUCCUGCCCUGCUGCUACCCAGUGGGACAACAGCCAAGAGAGGUUCCAGUCUGGAGCAGGCUCCCAUCAAUGAUAGACCCUCUGACAGACUCAGCACUAAAAACACUGUCACCAACGCCCAAAGUCUAACUGUCAUUAAAAGAAGACCAGGAAGACCAAAGGGGUCUGGGAAAAAACAAAAGCAGCAGCAGGCAGAAAAUGCCAAUAAAAAUCCUUCACCUUUCCUGGGCUGGUCUUCAUUAACUAACACUAGAAAGAGAACGUCUGACAAUCUAUUUCAGUUCAAUGGGGCACCCAGAAAGGCCUUGAGAGGGAAGGAGGAUGACCUUUUCUCCUUGCCUCACAACCAGGUACUGGCCUCCAUCCCAAGCAAAGGCCUUUUCAGCAGCAGCUCGUUUGAGGUGGACUCCUUCAGAAGCAUUGCAAAUGGUUACUCAUCCUUCUGUACUCAGUCUACAGGACCAAGUCCAGGUUUACCUCUGGGCCCCAGAAGUGGGCUGUACAGUGAGAAGCGCAGGCAAGAAGAACUGGUUAUGCCGAGGGCCAGGAAAUCUGGACAAGAAUUCCUGGUCAAGUUAGAUCAUGAAGGAGUGACUUCCCCCAAGACAAAAAACAGCAAGGCUCUGCUGCUGCGAGGUGGAUCUUCAAAUGUGAGUGGAAUGCCUAGGACAGAGGCAUACUCUCACCCAGUCCUGCUGGUUAAAGACAACAAAAAGGGUGGUGCCUCCAGGGUAGAACUUCUCCUGAAAGGAGCCACACCCACAAGAAAGCCUUCUCCAUCUCUGCGUCUGGGGGAUUAUGGUAACUUGGGCUUCAGCUCUCACAGAGAGUGUCACAGCUCCUACUCUGAUCUGGAUGAUGAUGAAGAGGAAGAAGAAGAGGAGGAGAGGAGCAGGGCUGCACUGGCUGCAGCCUCAGGAGGUCUAAGGACAGCUGGCCGUUUCCUUUCUCGUCUCUCUGUAUCCUCCUCCUCUUCUGGUUCUUCAAGCUCCUCCUCUUCAGGCUCUCUGUCCAGUUCUAGCCUGUGUUCCUCUGACAACGAUUCAUCCUACAGCUCAGAAGAUGAGGAUAGUUCCACACUGAUGCUGCAGAGUUGUCUAUCCUCCCACCGUGGGCUACUGCAACCAUCUGAACCCUCUACUUCUUCCAGGCCUCGCCAGCACUCCUUUGUGGCCAAAGCAGUGGCCGUUUCCAAUGCCAAAGGAGGCCCACCCGACCAGAUCUCCAACAGCAAGUCCUUGAAGAGAAAAGAAUGCACAAACUCCACCUCUAAAUCAAUUAAGGAAUUUGUGAAGAAACCUAGAAUGCUUCCAGAUGACAGCUCAUUUAUUCCAAGGCCCAAGAUGUCUGCAUUCCUCGCAGGACGACAAAUGUGGAGAUGGUCAGGAAACCCUACACAGAGGCGAGGUCUAAAGGGCAAGGCCAGGAAGCUUUUCUAUAAGGCCAUUGUGCGAGGCAGAGACACAGUGAGAGUGGGAGAUUGUGCUGUGUUCCUCUCAGCUGGACGCCCUAACCUCCCCUAUGUAGGUCAAAUUGAGAACUUCUGGGAGUCCUGGACCUCCAGCAUGGUCGUCAAAGUCAAGUGGUUCUACCACCCUGAAGAGACCAAGUUAGGAAAGAGGCAUCGAGAUGGAAAACAUGCCCUGUACCAGUCAUGUCAUGAAGAUGAGAAUGACGUCCAGACUAUCUCUCAUAAGUGCCGGGUGGUGAGCAGGGAGGAAUAUGAGUGUCUGACUCGUAAUCAGAAGCCGAACAGUAACUCCCCAGAACUCUACUACCUGGCUGGGACGUAUGAUCCCACCACUGGUCAGCUGGUCACUGCUGAAGGGGUUUCCAUCCUGUGCUGAACCUCCAUGAGGACACUAUGGCGGACUUCUUUGUAGGACGGAUAUGCUUUCAACUACGAGACUGCUCAGCCUUGCAGAAUGACAAAUGUUCCUUGGGUAUGCCUCAAGGACUCAUGGACUAAAUGUCAGCGCCAAAGCAGGGCUGUCUGAGAUUACACACUGGAGUCUGUUGGCGUCUAACCUUUGUGGAAGCGAAGGGGAUGUCCAUAACUGGUUGAUUCUUUCAUGAAGAAUAGUAAAAAGUCUGGGUCUUCCUGGGCUUUACCAAAUUUUAAUAAGUGGCGUUUGAAUCAUCUAACUAAUCUUUUUUCAAAGAUCAUAUGUGAUUAAUAGUUCACAACUGGUUUUAAGACUCAUGCUUCCAGCUCCUAUCAUACGUCACCAAAGGAGAGCUGAGAUUGCAUUAGACUGUGCAAAGUAUAAAUGAGGCUCAAUAGUCACCGUGGACCAAUUCUUUAGAGGUAGCCUUACCUGAGGGAAUGGAAAUGAAAGAGAGGCAUGGGGCUCUCCCUAGGCCUCUUCAUUCCAGGGAAGUUGAAAACAUGUAUAGGACUUAAAGUUGAUGUCUGUAAAUAUUUUGAAUUUUUCCCAAUCAAGCCAUACACUUCAGUACCUCUCACCUGUCUUAACUGUUCAGGUGUACAUUGUACAGUUCGAUUAUUGUAUUGUUGUCUGUUGUCUAUAUGUACAUAAAAGCUAUUUUAUAUAGGAGUUUAUUGUAUAUAUGAGAUGUAUCUUUCCAUGUUUGCAAUUGAUUUAUUUUUAUAUGGGUGUAGAAUACGUUACGUUGUGUUUUUCCUUUGCUUUGGGAAGUCAAGAUUGGAAAUGUUAGUGUUGCACUGCAUAUGCCCUGCUGAGACAGACCGAGACAGACAGAGCACAGACAAAGACAGAAGGAUUUAGUCUAUAACAGGACAAGACUCACUCUCUGAGAGAGAGGGGUCACCCUGUUUAAAAAAUAGGUCAAGUGGCUUUUUGUAUAAGUGUUCUGUUACUUCACAUUUUUGUUAGCCUAUUUUUUAAGAAAAACACCUUUUUAUUUAUGUACCUCUCAGUUGGUCAUCCUUGCAAAGCAGAUCCCACUGGACUGCAAUCACGGGUCAAAAAUGAUUUAAGAUCAGUGAUAUGAGUGUACUAUUAUGACACAAUAUUUGUGUGUGAUGAGUGUCCUGGCAUCACUAUAAUCAUGUCCACACAAAUCAAUUUAGAACAAGACUUGGUCGUUUAAUGAAAAAUGUUAUGGAAUACAAAAUACCAAAGUGUCUUUAUUACCUUAACUUUCUUUUAUUUAAUUUUUUUUAAGCACCUGUACUGAACUCAAAUCAGACAUCACUGGUAACUUAGAGAAUAUUUGUCCUCCACCAUGUGCAUAUGUAUUGGCUUUGCAUUGUGACAAUGGUUUCUUGCACAUGUACCUGCAGUUUUGUUUAGUACAAAAAUAUGCAGCAAAAUGCCACCUGGGGGUGUGACUAUGAAGGUCAAGGUACUGACAAAGUAAGAUGUUGAGUACUGAUUUAUUUGUUGAAAUCAGACUAUUUUAAUUUUGUUAGCCAUCUGCAUCUAUUUUGUACAGUAUAAACACAUACUCAAUGCCAACUGUGAAGGACAAUCAGAUUCACAAAGCAAUGGACAUAGGGUAGGUUCACUCAAUCUGAAAAUUACUUAAGUUUAUUUAAUUUGUGCCAAGUACAUUUUCUCUGUUUUUUGUCUUGUUUGAUAUGCAAUCCUGAGUUUGUUUGUU